Messenger RNA from Coregonus clupeaformis (lake whitefish), 2884 nucleotides. RefSeq names its product family with sequence similarity 120B (gene fam120b). The transcript is spliced from 11 exons. The record is from RefSeq and is a predicted model, not a curated record. The coding region runs from base 192 to 2432 and encodes 746 amino acids. Gene Ontology annotation, cellular component: nucleus. NCBI's taxonomy places the organism in Eukaryota, Metazoa, Chordata, Actinopteri, Salmoniformes, Salmonidae.
UCUGCUAACAGCUAGCUAGCACACAUGCUGCCACGUUAUCUUAACGCCGAAGUAAGUAAGACCACAUUAAGGAAGGCUAUUUGGUGCAUCACGUAUACACAGUUAUGCAGACUGCAAUGCAUCGAAUGCAGAUACAGUGCAAACCCGUAGUUGCUCGCCAGGCCCAGGGGUUGGUUAGCUAGCAAGCAGGAAUGGGUGUAAAAGGCUUGCAGUAUUUCAUGGAGAAAUGUUGUCCAGAAACCUGUGUGAUGGUGGAUCUCAGGGAGAUGGCAAGGCAGCAUGUCAACAGUCACCAACAGGGCAGCAGCAGCACUCCUCCUACACUGGUGGUGGAUGGCAUGGCCUGUCUGAGGCACUGGUACAGCUGUCAAGCCUGGGUGUAUGGUGGCCAGUGGAAAGAGUAUAUGCAUUGCCUGAAGGAGUUUGUGGGUGCAUUCACGACUGCAGGUAUUCGACUUGUGUUUUUCUUCGAUGGGGUAGUGGAAGAAGAAAAACGGGCAGAGUGGGUGAAACGGCGACUGAAGGUCAACGAGGAGGUUGCCAGGGUGUUCCACCAUUUAAAGUGUCAUGGUCAACAGCCUGGCCGGGAGCUGUUCUGCCUCCCCUCAGGGCUGGCCACCUUCUCUCGCUUUGCCCUCAAGUCUCUGGGCCAGGAGACUUGGUGCUCUGUUCGCGAGGCCGACUAUGAGAUCGCCUGCUUUGCCCUCCGUCACAACUGUAUGGGCAUCCUGGGGCAGGACACAGACUUUAUUAUCUAUGACUCAGUCCCCUAUCUGUCUGUGAGUCGGCUGAGGCUAGACACCAUGAUCACUGUGCUGUUUUCCAGAGACAAACUGUGCCAUGCCCUCCAGCUGCAGAAGAGUGAGCUCCCUCUGCUCGCGUGUCUCCUUGGUAAUGACGUGGUGCCAGAACAGCGGAUGCAGCGGCUGCGUAGUGAUGCCCUGGCAGCUUACAGGAGGAAACAUCCACAGUCUCCACCUCAAGGGGAGAAGAUUUAUGCUGUAGCAGAUUUCAUCAGUAGCAACAAGCUGUCCAGAGAGGGAGCCCAUGGUGUUAGCUCUCUGCCUCUAACAGAUAGAGAGGUUCUGGAGAAAGGAAUACAGUACUAUCUACUUCCUGGUCAACAGCCACUAUGGGACAUUAGUGAUACCUCUCCUCAUAGCCCUGUGUGUCUGAUGAAGAGCUACUUGAGUCCUGACAUCCUCAAGGCAGCCAAAGAAAAGCACAUGCGAGCAGAGUGUUUUAUGGUAUACAAUGUACUGUAUGAUGGUGUGGUGGAAUGCAGUAAUACACUUGAAGACAGGGAGGAUGCUGAGCUCACUCCACAGGCAAUUGUGUAUCAACCUUGCAGAGAACGCAUCUACGGCAUUCUGUUACCCACAACUCCAGACAUUGGUGGACGGGCCCCAACUGUGAGGGAAUGGUUUGUCUUUCCUGGAAACCCACUAAAGGAGCCCAAAGUAGUAUCUCCCUUGCCCCUGAACCACUCUGUUGGAAAACUAGAUUUGACAGGUUUAUGGUUUGGGAAGGACUCCGAAACGACAUGCCUCCGCAUCUCCACCUUCUUGGCUGUAUUUGAGUUGGAUGAAUUCUCAGUGGAGCAUGAUCGUCUGGAUGGCUCUUUGAUGUCUGUGCUGUGCCUUGUGACCUACAUUGCCAUGCAGGUGGGCCUCUCCUUGGAAGACAUAGAUGCUUAUCUCAGCCAAGCUAUCUGUGUCAGGUACAAAUCCUACUCAGAACUGCUUCACACAAGGGUCUCUCAUGUGGCGCCCCGGGCAGUUCAGCUGGGCUCUCUGUUUGUCCGAGGGCUGACCCACCUGGCGGCCGCCAACAGCGCUUGCGGAUGCCCCUUCCCCAUGGAGCAGCUGAUGCCCUGGAACACCUUUGACGGCCUGCUCUUCCACUCAAAGUACCUGCUGGCUCACUUGGGGAGGCCACAGGAGGAGCUGCUGGAGGGCAAUGCAUCCUGGGUGUCCCUCUUCCGUUUUCUGAGAGAGCUUGUCCUGGGAGUCUGCAGCAGGCGUGGCCAGACCAUCCAGUCCAGACCACGGACAACACAUCCCGGGAAGCAUGUGGAUCACAGCGAGCAGUGGAGGGAAAGAGGAGCCCCAUCGGGACAGCAUGGUCCCCCUCCUCAACACUGCAGACUCCAGACCAGAUACCCAUCAGGACAGCAUGGUCCCCCUCCUCAACACUGCAGACCUCAGACCAGAUCCCCAUCAGGACAGCAUGGUCCCCCUCCUCAACACUACAGACCCCAGACCAGAUCCCCAUCAGGACAGCUUGGUCCCCCUCCUCAACACUACAGACCCCAGAGCAGAGGUCCCAGAGCACAGUCACAUGAACAUAACAGACCAAGAUCAACACGUCCAAACAGAAGUAGAUACCACCUGGCUCCUAGGUGGCAGAACCCCCAUCCUGAUUUCCCCUGACUGUCAGUGUUGAAUGGAUAGAGGGGGGCCUCCACUUUGGUGAAAUGCAGAACAUCCUUCCUCCAUCAUGCCUUGCCUGGACCCUCCUACAGAAUUGCCCUGUUGUUAAGACCAGCACAGCCCAACACACUCAGGGGAUAUGUCUAAGAUUAUACUGACUUGUGUUGAACUUUGAGAACACAGUUUGUGUUACCAUAACUUCACUAUCAGUUGGAUUGGCUUGGAGAAAUGUAGGUCAUGUUACGUAAUAGUUUGAGACAUUGGUUGCAAUAGGAUAGGAUAUGGGUCACAAGGAGAGGAAGAAGGGCUUUGUAGGAUGUUUUUUUUUUACUAACUGUUUGAGGUGCAGGAAUGUAACAGGUGAAAGAGGACCUGAGGGAGCAGAUACAGUGAGGGGAAAAAAGUAUUUGAUCCCCUGCUGAUUUUGUAUGUUUGCCCACUGACAAAGACAU